CAUAAUUAAGUGUGAAUUUAUAGGUAAGCGUAAUAAAGUGUUUUAAGUGUUUCCCAGCGAGAUAUAUUCAGUUGCUGGCCACUGCAAGGCCAUUGGCCCAACAGUCUCCGCUGCUGGCCCUGGGCGUUAAUACCUUUGACCUGCUGAUCCAGCUGGCGAGGGGGGGGCGUACACCCCUCACUACAGCCUGCAGUCACCCGCCUCACUUGUGCCUUCCUGAAGGAGGCAGGGCAGCCACCAAGUCUGCGGCUGGCUCACAGGAAGCCCCCAGAGCAUAAAAGUGACGAUGCAGGGGCAUCAUUGCAGCCCUAGAGAGGAAGAGGAACAUGGCUGAAGACUUGGUUAAAAGAUUAGUCAAAUAUAGUGUUGAAACAGAUCUUUAAAGUGUUCACAGCAAUUCGGCUUUCAUUUGUAAACAAAGAGCAGACAGCUAGGAAGAUGACACCAGCAGCGGCAGGCGGCGACAGGCAGUGUGACACCGUAGCCCUCCGCUCUGCCUGACAUGUGCUGCGUGCCACGCAACCAAACUCAAGUGGAACAUGCACUGUUACAUGUACCAGGUUAUCGAACACCCCUAACAAGUGUGGCGCCAUUCGUAAAGCAACAAAACUGCUUGUCUUGAAAGAAAGUCCAGUGACAGAGACAACCUUGGCCAGUGUUGUGUUCGCUUCCUGACAGGGCGGGGAUUGUGACCAGGAAUUUGUCCAGCUUCCUCUUUGCCUUGGAAAGUGCAUUCCUGGCUGAGUGUGGUGCGUGUGCCUGCUACUCGUGUGGUGGUGCUGCUGCUGCGUGAAGCCUCUGCCGUGGGAACCCACCACAAAUAGCUAAUGGAUUCUGUAUGACGGGAUCAGCAGCAGACAGAAUUCCAGUGAUGUAUUAACAUGCCUAGGGACAGCCUUGGGGGCAUCCAUUACUGGCAGAAGCCCGAGUGUGCUGAGUGACGGGGCGGCAUGACCUUGCACAUCAGAGGGUCAGUGACACAGAUGUACCCGCCCGCCCUCAAGCAGAAGGGAAUCCUUAUUGAGGAUGUGGCAGUCAAGAAGGUGACAGAGAAUGGGUACUCCCUGGAAUUCCAGACCACAAACUGCAAGACUGGAAUGCCCCUCCUUGGGCUCCUGCAGGUGGAAGGUCCUCCAGCAAGCUUUGACACUCAGGUGACAGUCACAUGCUCCUCUCAGACUGCCACGGGUCCCCUCGCUGGCACCUGGGACCUCGGAAUUCAGGGGCAGGUUGUAAAAGACAUUCCAGCAGGUGUUGACCCAAAGGUCCUGGAGGGCAUUCUGGAAAGUGCCCUGGGAACUGAUCUCACAGUCCAGUACUCCGGCUCCUGCAAGAACUACCACUACUACAUUGAGUGGGAGGAAGAUCCCGGCAGAAAGGAGCUGGUGGAGAUACACACAGAUAACCUGAUGUUUGAUGGAACUCUAAAAACCAAGAUCAUUCGUGACUCAGCCGGAGUCCUUUGGCACAGCCCUCUUGAGACAGACUUUGUGACCACUCAUAGGGACUCUCCUCAUGUGACAGUACAAGUGAAUGGUUACUUUGGUGCAUGUCUUGGUGCCUGUGCCUUCACCUACGAUGAUGCCACCACUCCCAUGCUGACUGGCGUCUCCGGCACUGCAGGCGAGGGGCUGCAGCACACCCUCACCCUGAGUGGCACGGCCAUCACUGCCACCCAGCUCACCUGCACUGUAGCACUGUGGGGCGGCUUGCAUUCAGUGGCACUCAGCAUGCAGCCGGCUGGCUCGGCACUGCUCCCCUCCCCCAUCAUCUACAUGGUGCCAGUCACCGUGGUUGCACUCAGCAUCACGGAGGGCAGCACUGGUGGACAGUAUCCUCUCACUGUGACUGGCACUGGCUUCCCAGACAGUGAUGGGUGGGAGGCUGGCAGUGCCAUUAUGACUCUGGGUGGCAAGAAGUGUGUGGUUAUCUCUGGUGGACCCACAAAGGUCACCUGCACAGUGCCUGCUGGUGAUGUGAACUUCCUGUUGACCCUCAAAUCAAUGAUGACCAUCUGCUGCCAUCAGCAAGCAUUACGGGUGCAAGCUCUGCUUCAAAUAACAGGAAGUCUUCUUCUAGUAGUGACUCGUCCUCUAGUAGUGACUCGUCUUCUAGCAGUGAAUCAUCUUCUAGCAGUGACUCAGAAACUGAAGAUAUUGACACAGAUGAUUCCGUGAAAGAUAAGGACUAUAUCCCAAGCAAAGAGGAAGAAGAGAGUUUUAACCUUGAAGAGAAGGACGCAGUUGAUAAAAUUCCUGUACUAGUUAGUCCGCAAAAGGGACGUAAACGUAAACAGCACCUGAGUCAAUGGAAGAAACAUAAAGCAAAAAAAUUAAGGAACUCUGGAAAGGCUUAUAUAAGCAAAAAUAAGAAAAUAAAACCAGAAAGGAAAAUGAAACUGCCAUGUGGAAAUAAAUGUCGAAUUAAAUGUUCAGAACAGAUAAAUGAAGAAGAAAGGCAAAAACUCUUUGACUCUUAUUGGGCAUUAGGAGACAUUGCUCAACAGUGGCAGUUCAUUUCAAACUGCAUUAAAACUGUUAGACCUAAAUACAGGUAUGUUCAUGAGGGAGGCAACCGUCAACCUAGGAACAAUAACAGUUCCUUUCACUUCAUGGUUGGUCAGAAUGAAAUUCGUGUUUGCAAACUUUUUUUCAAGAACACACUUGAUAUCAAUGACCGGCCAAUAAGAACAGCUUUAGCAAAGCAAAGCAGAGUUGCUAAUGUUCUUAUGGAACCUGAUAAGAGAGGCCAACAUGGUAAUUAAGUAACUGUUGAUCCUGAAAUUAGGAAAGGUGUCAAGGCACAUAUUGAGUCUAUCCCUCAGAUAGAGAGUCACUAUACAAGAGCUACAUCAAGUAGGACAUUCAUAUGCGGCUCUAAAACAAUUGCAGAAAUUCACCGCGAUUAUGUUGAGAAGUCCAAACAACAAAAGGUACCUUAUGCCAAUUACACUCUGUUUUAUCGCAUUUUUACCACAGAGUAUAAUAUUUCUUUUUUUGUUCCUAAAAAGGACCAAUGCGAUGUUUGUUCAUCUUAUCUUAAUGCGGAGAAUGAAGAGAAAGAGCGCCUUCAAGGAAGCUAUGGAAAUCACCACAAAGAAAAAGACAUGUCAAGAAAUGAAAAACAUAAAGAUAAAACUGAGAGUGAUGCAGUUGUUGCUGUUUAUGACCUUCAGGCUGUAAUGCAGAUACCAAAAGGGGACAUUUCAGUUUUUUAUUACAAGUCAAAGCUGAAUGUUUUAAAUUUUACUAUUUACAAUGCUAAAACAAACUCAUGUAAUUGCUAUGUCUGGAAUGAAACUAAUGGCCAACGUGGGGUUAAUGAAAUUGGGACCUGCGUUCUCGAUUACAUUAAAACCUUGUGUGAGGCAGGAGAAACUGACAUAAUUUUUUACUCAGAUAACUGUUCUGGCCAACAGAAAAAUAAGUUCAUGAUGGCACUUUACCUUUAUGCAGUAAACAACUUACCAAAUAUAACUUCAAUAACACACAAGUUUCUAAUAAAAGGGCAUACCCAAAAUGAGGGUGACUCUGCCCAUUCCCUAAUUGAAAGAGAAGUAAAGAGAAUUUUAAAAAGUGAACCCAUUUAUGUGCCGGAAACUUACGUAAUGGCAAUUCGAACUGCUAGAAAGAAAGGACAGCCUUUCGUAGUAAAAGAGCUUUGUUACAAAGAUUUCUUGAACAUCAAGUCUCUAGCUACUGAAAUGGGACCUAUCAAUUGCAAGACUCUUCAACUCUCUGAUGUUAAAGUAAUGAAAUUUGAAAAGCAGUCACCACUGUCAGUUUUUUGUAAACAUUCCUAUGGUUCAGACUAUAAGGAGCUUAAAAUUUUGAAAAACUCAAAUAAAGCCACCUCCAUUAAUGACUUACUGCCAUGUUACUCCAGCAAACUUACAUUGCCUGCUAACAAGAAAAAAGACUUGAUGGACCUUUGUAAUAAAAAUCUGAUUCCACAAUGCCAUCAUAAAUUUUAUGAAGACCUGUAAAUGAAAUCAAUCUUAAUGAAAUGAGUUAAAAUACAAAUUUAGUAUGCCUAUUACAAUAUUAAGUUUUGUUGUAUGCUAAUUCAUUAGGUACAUAUUAUUUGAAUGGAAUAUUAAAUAGAUGUUUAUUUUAUAAUGUUUUUUUUAUUAUACAGUCCAUCUUUCAUUUAUUUGAACAUUUUUGAGUUGUCUAAUUCCUUAGGCAUAUUUGAAAGAAAUUAUAAUUAGGAAGAAUCUAUUAGGUUCAUAAGGAUUUUUUUAUUUGAAAAAAAUGAUAAUUAGGA
Messenger RNA from Scylla paramamosain (green mud crab), 4266 nucleotides. RefSeq names its product fibrocystin-L-like. Lineage: Eukaryota; Metazoa; Arthropoda; Malacostraca; Decapoda; Portunidae. The coding region runs from base 951 to 2177 and encodes 408 amino acids. The record is from RefSeq and is a predicted model, not a curated record. The transcript is spliced from 10 exons.